AUGGAAUACUUGACACAUUUGAACAAGGACGAUCCCGAGGUGGCCACCAGGCCAAAGUACCCCGAUUUAACGUGGACGGAUCCAGUCACAUUCUGGGACUUCCACGUCUACUACGACGAGGCAACUUCAGAAGAGGCACAUGCCCUCAAGAACAAGAUCUUGGUGGACUUCCCCCAGGAGGCCGCAGAGGGCUCCAUUAUAGUAAAGCAAUUGAAGGUGGAGAAGGCCAUAGGGCCCCACUACGACUUGUUUUGGGAGGUGGACGUUGCUCGAGUGGAUGUGUUUGGCAAAGUUCUCAGCUGGUUCGUCCAGCACCACGGCUCCUUAUCUGUGCUUUGA
This is a messenger RNA of Candidozyma pseudohaemuli, 339 nucleotides long. RefSeq lists its product as uncharacterized. The coding region runs from base 1 to 339 and encodes 112 amino acids. The transcript is spliced from 2 exons. The record is from RefSeq and is a predicted model, not a curated record. NCBI's taxonomy places the organism in Eukaryota, Fungi, Ascomycota, Pichiomycetes, Serinales, Metschnikowiaceae.